UGUGAAGCGCUAUUAUCACUGGAAGUAACAUUCAGCAUUUCACUGUUUUCUAAAUUGAAUAAGAAAAAUGAGUAAACAACUAAUUUGUAUCGCACUUAUUGCGCUAUUUGUUAUUAAUGAGGCAAAAACAUUUGACAAAUGUUCUUUAGCUAAAGCUCUCCAAGCCCAGGGAUUCAACAAAGCCGAUCUACCAAAUUGGGUGUGUUUGGUGCAAAAUGAAAGCGCAAUGAGUACCAACAAGAAAAACAACAACAAAAAUGGGUCCACCGAUUGGGGCCUGUUCCAAAUCAACGACCGGUACUGGUGCGAUCCCCAGGAGAAGACCAAGAAAAGUUCCAACGAUUGCAAGAUCAAGUGUUCGGCCCUGCUGACCGAUGACAUUACUGUGGCUUCAACCUGUGCUAAGAAAGUCUACAAACGACACGGAUUCGAUGCUUGGUACGGAUGGAUCAAUCACUGCAAGAGCAAAACGCUGCCUGAUUUGUCCAAAUGUUGAACGGGUUAUAAGUGAUAUAAGAUUAAAAAUACUGAAUCUAAUUUAAAAAAGAAGAACUGUAAACACGAUAACCAAUGAAUAAGGGUAAAUAUAACAUAAAAUUUAUAUCAA
Molecule: messenger RNA, 607 nt
Organism: Uranotaenia lowii
Lineage: Eukaryota; Metazoa; Arthropoda; Insecta; Diptera; Culicidae
Product: lysozyme-like
Exons: 2
Coding region: 68-496 (142 amino acids)
Molecular function (GO): lysozyme activity
Source: RefSeq, a predicted model, not a curated record